Messenger RNA from Ruditapes philippinarum (Manila clam), 2058 nucleotides. Its product is annotated as fibropellin-3-like. Gene Ontology annotation, biological process: negative chemotaxis; axon guidance. Gene Ontology annotation, molecular function: heparin binding; Roundabout binding; calcium ion binding. Lineage: Eukaryota; Metazoa; Mollusca; Bivalvia; Venerida; Veneridae. The record is from RefSeq and is a predicted model, not a curated record.
AUAUUGAUGAGUGUUCCGGUCCAUCACAUGGAUGCGAACAUGAGUGUAGAAAUACCGACGGUUUAUACACGUGCGCAUGCAGGGAAGGCUAUGUGAGAAAUCCAGAUCUUAAAACAUGCACUGAGGACUGUGGUCACCCUGGAAACAUAAAAGAUGGCACUGUGUCUUUGACAUCAACACUGUUAGGCGCAUCAGCAAGGUACUCGUGUCAUCAGGAUUACGGUAUGGCCAGUGGGGAUGAAGUUCGACAAUGUCAGAGUGAUUUUUCCUGGAGUGGUCAAGAACCUACAUGCAUAUUCGCCAACUACUGUGAAAGUUCACCGUGUCUUAACGGUGCUACCUGUGUAAAUCUACUCGGCAGUUUUCGGUGCGAGUGCGCUCAUGGCUGGAACGGGAAUAUAUGUGAAAAUGAUAUAGAGCCCCCAAUGGUGACCGGAUGUCAUGAAGAUAUUCAUGUCAAUGCCACAGAGCAAACUAUUGAAUACAGCUGGACUGAACCCCAGUUCUCUGAUAGUAGAGGGUCUGCCAUAGAUAUUGUGUCCAACUAUCCAACUCCAGAGUUCACCUUUCCAUGGGGUGAUUUUACGGUACAAUACGUUGCCACAAAAAUCUCAAACGGUCUAAGAACCGAGUGUUCGUUUAAGAUCAAAGUUAGACCAACAGCAUGUAGUCCUUUAAAUGUUCCUAUUAACGGAGCACUGUUAUGUAACGGGUGGCAAGCGGACUAUGGCAGGUUCUGUAUGAUCAUGUGCCAGCAGAACUUCACGAUUGGUCCAUCCUUCAGCUAUAGCAUGUGGUAUGUGUGUGGCGCCUCUGGUAAUUGGAUCGCCGCCAGUCCUGUACCAGACUGCCAAGUUCCUGUCGACUCAGAGAACGAGGGUUUGUUCUAUCACCCAGAAUACGCUGGCUACGUGUUUACUCCAUCUUGUCAAGAUCAAGUCACGAAAAGCACGUUGCAAAAUCUAUAUAUAGAAUAUCUGAAGGGCACUUCUGGAUUUUCUUCGUUUUGCACAACUUAUGGCAAUGAAUGUGUAAAGGAAAAUGUUGACGUUCAAUGUUAGAGGCCCUAAUGUACAAUAUGUGUAUAACUUUACAUUGUUACAUACUCCAAGAAUACAACAUCUUGUUCUUUGCCCUAGAAUGGUAUUUUACCGGUAAACAACAUUUACGUUUCAUAACAUAAAAAUGUAUAGAUCAGUUUGAGGUUAAAUGAAUUCCUGGAUAAUUAUAACAAUUAAUAAUUAUAACAAUUAAUACCAUUGAGAACAUGUUUAUUUGAUAUACAUUGCAGGAUAUUGAUACCAAUUUAAAGGCGAUAAUAUAAGUUUCAUAUUCGCUAAAUCUGCUGCAUUAGAUUUUAAUAAAGUCAUAAAAAGUAUAUUAGGUGGAGGUUGACAUUUAACAUGAUUAUGUAUCACUUUGUCUUAAAUCGUUUGCUACCGUAGUUAGGAUUUGCAUUUAUUGUAUAAUCCUUUCCAUUCUCUUUCUUCUAAAUUGUUAAUAACUGAUAGUUCCAAUUCUUCCGUUAACAUUAUGAAGUUUGUCGUUUUAUAUAUAAACCGUUUGUUAUGUUAGUAAAGUCUAUGAUUGUAUACAUUUGUAUAUUUUGUUCUUUGGUUUUAAGUGAUCGUUAUUGUUACAUUUGUGAUGUUUUUGUUAUUUUGUUGUUCUCAUUAUCUUAUCAUGUUUGUUACCAUAACGACAAUAUUGUUUUGUUAUAUACCUUCAUUAUAUGACAGACAUAUUAUGCUCCGAAAUGUUUUUUUUUAUUUUAUUUCUCAUCAGGUUUUUUAUCUUUGGUUUCCUGUUAUAGUUUCCAUAAAGUAGCUCAAUGGCCAAGUUCGUGAACCAGCGUUUGGCUGGCUCUUUAAAGCAACAUACUAGUAAUUUCUCUUACAAUUUGAUGUAGAAGCACAUUAUGCUUCAAAAAUGAAUAAAAUUUUACUUCUUUAUAAAAGCAAAUAUUAAUUUUAUAACAUUCAAAUAAUGGUUUGAGGGCAUGUUAGAUGCUUGUCACCUGAAGAAAAUAACACUAAAUAUGAAUGAAUUUGUCACAAA